AUGGAUUUUCCACAUUUCCAACUCCAAGCAGGAUUGGCGGCGGCCAUGUUCUCUCCAGACGUAGUGCCAGCGCUUUGGGGCCAGUCAGAACACUCAAAAAAAGAAGAUGUUGAAACCUCUGAAGACCUCGGACAGCUUCAAGUACUGUCACCGGAACAGUUUGCUGCUUUCGCAGAGGAAUCCGUCCCUCUCAAUGAGGAUGAAAUCGACAGAUUUCAUGACCAGCACCCGGUAACCGAAGAAACAAGUAAGAGAAACGACAACCUCUCAAACCGCGGCCGUGUCCGCAAACACCAAAGAUGCGAAUCCCUGCACGUCAACUUCUCACACGACGAAGUCCGCCGCAUCGCCCAAGAGAUCUACGACGAGACUGUCGCCGAGGUCAACCUGUCCCUCUUCAGCUACUGGAUCAACGAAAACAGCAAGAACUAUCAAGAAGCCAGUCUGCACAUCCGCGAGCUACGCCUCGAUCACGGCUACAACCUCGCACGCAUAGCGAACCCACACCUCCGCACACUGAUGCAAGAAGUAUUCACCCAACGCCCUGUAGAAGCCCGCAUCGCGCUGCAAGAACGAGCCUCGCGCAGCAACUUGAGCGUUACUACUAGCUCGAUGCGCAGUGGUAGUAAAGGCGAUUUCUCCGUCUUCCCGCGCAUCGAUGCGCUUCCGCCAAUCCUGCGUGUCGAACGGCAGCGCGCCAUGAGUCAGGCGGCCCAGCGCUCGACGUCGCUGGCGUCGAUGGCGUCGGAGCUGAGGGAUUACCCACCAAACACACCCGAUCGUCCGUUGCCGCUUACGCUGCGCUCUCCGAAUACUAGCUCAACACUGAGUACGCAGCCGACGCUGCCGUUUGGGUUUCCAUCUCCCGGGACGCCUGUUCGGAUCAGCGACGCUGGGUACUCGGGAUUGACCUCGUACGCGGGGUCGCUUUGCGACGACGACGACAGUGUUGAAGGAGAAGAGAUAGAUCAAGAGGCUCUCUGGCACGAACGCGUUGCCGACGUUGUUGAGAGCGUCAUGGUGCUAGAAAAGCCGGAGCAGAUCAACCAGGUGAUUGAAGAGUUGGAGGAACUUAAGGCCUUGUACCUCUAG
Bipolaris maydis ATCC 48331 is the source of this 1092-nucleotide messenger RNA. The record is from RefSeq and is a predicted model, not a curated record. Lineage: Eukaryota; Fungi; Ascomycota; Dothideomycetes; Pleosporales; Pleosporaceae.